Messenger RNA from Malania oleifera, 708 nucleotides. RefSeq lists its product as uncharacterized. NCBI's taxonomy places the organism in Eukaryota, Viridiplantae, Streptophyta, Magnoliopsida, Santalales, Ximeniaceae. Bases 1 to 708 code for a protein of 235 amino acids. The record is from RefSeq and is a predicted model, not a curated record. The transcript has a single exon.
AUGAGACAAGAUUUUGGGGGAACAAGCUAUCCACUUGUGCACCAGGGUUGCAUCAUUGAUAAAUUUACCCAUCUGAAACCUUCAUCUUUUGAGGGUGGUACCAAUUUGAUUAAGGCUGAGAUGUGGAUGCAAGAUAUGGAAAAAAUACUGGCAGUGUUGAAUUGUACUGAGGAUGAGAAGGUUCUCUUUGCCACCUUUAAACUGGCCAGAGAAGUUGAACGGUGGUGGCUUGCGAUGAAACUAUUGGAGGAACAGCGAGCGGUACCUAUAGAAAUGAGCUGGGGUUGCUUCAAGCAGGUCUUCUACGACCGAUAUUUUCGCGCCACCACUAGGAAUGCAAAGGCGGAAGAAUUUUUCAACUUGACUCAGGGACGCCUCACUGUUCAGCAGUAUGUUGCUAAAUUUCUACAACUAUCUUGUUUUGCUCCUUCUGUGGUUCCAGAUGAAUAUCAGAAGACGAGGUGGUUUGAAAGUGGCUUGAAUCAGAGGAUUCAUAAGCAUAUGGUGUGUCUACAGAUUCAGGAUUUCAUGGAAUUGGUGGGGAAAGCUACAGUGGCAUAUUCAAGUCUGCAAAGGGGUAUAGAGGCAUCAGAACGAAGGAAAAGGUCAGUGUCUCCAUGUUCCCAAAAAAAUGUCAGACAAGGGUCGUGGAGGGGAGAUAGAGAUGCAGCAGGCCAAGGGUCAGAAAGAAGUGAUCGAGGACGAUAG